AUGGGAGACGAACAAAGUGGGAUACCCGAGGCACCAGGCAUGGAAAUGUCGCACGUGGACAGCCAAUACGCUACUAGCAACACGGGGUUUAAUCGCCUGACUGAAGAAGCGGACUCAGAAAGCCCAGUAUAUCCCUCGGGAUUGAAAUUAGCACUUGUAUUUUUCGCUCUGUGCUUGACUGUAUUCUUGGUGGCACUGGAUCAAACCAUCAUUGCUACUGCAAUUCCAACUAUUACCUCCCAAUUCCACAGCGUCGAAGACAUCGGAUGGUAUGGCAGCGCAUUCCUCCUCACAAACUGCAGCUUCCAGCUCUUUUUUGGCAAGCUAUAUAGUUUACUUUCACUCAAAUGGACCUUUGUCGGCGCCGUAAUGGUCUUCGAAGUUGGCUCUGCCAUUUGUGGCGCGAGCCCUAACUCCGUCGCCCUCAUUAUCGGACGAGCCAUUGCCGGAAUUGGAGGCGCUGGUAUUUUCUCAGGUGCUUUGAUUAUCAUUGCCAAAUCAGUACCUCUUUCGAAGAGACCAGCCUUUACAGGAAUAAUCGGUGCAGUGUGGGGUAUAGCAAGUGUUAUUGGUCCCUUGUUAGGAGGAGCUUUUACAACUCAUGUCUCUUGGCGCUGGUGCUUCUACAUUAAUCUGCCAAUCGGUGUUAUAGCCAUUCCUGUCAUUCUUCUUUUCCUCUCCUCGCCAAAGCCGGAAAACAGACCGAAGCCGGAAGGCUGGGCUACCUUAAGCCAAUUUGAUCCCGUCGGGACGAUCCUUUUCGUUGCAAGCAUCAUUUGUCUUUUGAUUGCACUCCAGUGGGGAGGGACCACAUACCCUUGGAGUGAUGGCCGCAUAAUUGCCCUGUUGACGGUAUUCGCGGUGUUGAUUAUCCUUUGGGUGGGAGCACAAUGGCAAAGCGGCGAAAAUGCCACAGUACCCCCUCGUAUUCUGCGGCAGCGUACAGUUGCCUGCUCGACGUUUUAUAUUUUCUUUGCAAGUGCGUCGUUUGUCUUACUGAUUUACUAUCUGCCAAUUUGGUUUCAGGCAAUCAAAGGCGACUCUCCUGACCAGUCAGGCAUCCAUAACCUUCCCACUGUUCUGAGCGUCGUGGUAUUUGCAAUAGCGAGUGGCCUGGGAGUCUCAGUCGUGGGAUAUUACACCCCAUUUAUGAUCGCAGGUUCGAUGAUCAUGGCAGUUGGCGCUGGUCUAUUUCUCAUAUUUAAAGUUGAAACUCCGAUGUCGAUGUGGUUUGGGUUCCAAGUCAUCUUUGGUGCAGGUGGUGGUAUUGGAAUCGAGCUUGCGAACAUUGCUGUUCAGACAGUUCUUUCCGAGAAGGAUGUCUCCAUCGGGACAUCUUUGGUGGUCUUUGCUCGCUCUCUUGGGGGCGCCAUAUUCGUCUCCGUGGGCCAGAAUGUUUUUAGCAACCACGUAGUCGCCGGAAUGCGCGCCCAGGUCCCUGAGCUAGAUCCAUCUGUUGUCCUUCAGUCUGGAGCGACGGAUCUUCGUCGCACAUUGAUGCAAGCUGCUUCGGGCCAGGCCGUGGAGGUUGCUACUCAGGUUAUGGAGAUUUACAAUAACGCGAUCAUCCAGACCUUUGCAGUCGCGUUGGCCUUAGCAUGUGUAUCCAUUGUUGGCGCCGUGGGGGUCGAAUGGCGAUCCGUGAAAAGCACUCACAAAAGGCCAAAGUCGGAGGAAGUUCAGGGACACGCGUAA
Messenger RNA from Penicillium concentricum, 1695 nucleotides. Its product is annotated as MDR family MFS transporter. Bases 1 to 1695 code for a protein of 564 amino acids. The record is from RefSeq and is a predicted model, not a curated record. The transcript has 7 exons. Gene Ontology annotation, biological process: transmembrane transport. Lineage: Eukaryota; Fungi; Ascomycota; Eurotiomycetes; Eurotiales; Aspergillaceae. Gene Ontology annotation, molecular function: transmembrane transporter activity.